Messenger RNA from Heterobasidion irregulare TC 32-1, 252 nucleotides. RefSeq lists its product as uncharacterized. The annotation marks the transcript as partial. The transcript has a single exon. NCBI's taxonomy places the organism in Eukaryota, Fungi, Basidiomycota, Agaricomycetes, Russulales, Bondarzewiaceae. The record is from RefSeq and is a predicted model, not a curated record.
CUUCUCAUCAAUAAACAAUUCUGCCAGAAACAAAAAAUACCACUUCAAAUGAUUGACAGACUCAUCCUGGUAUUUAAUGUAGAUGGCACUGCUAAUGAAGGAGGAAAAAUCAUAGACAAAGCAUGCCUGUUGAUGAGAAUGACAGAUAACAAAGAAGAUUACCAUGACAAACAAAGUGAACUCCUUGCUACCAACCUAGGAGGAGAGGAUGUUAUUUUAGGAACAAAUUGGCUACAUGAGCACAAUCCAUAG